This is a messenger RNA of Gopherus flavomarginatus (Mexican gopher tortoise), 2109 nucleotides long. It is a transcript of the gene GTPBP4, whose product is annotated as GTP binding protein 4. The record is from RefSeq and is a predicted model, not a curated record. NCBI's taxonomy places the organism in Eukaryota, Metazoa, Chordata, Testudines, Testudinidae. The transcript has 18 exons. The coding region runs from base 120 to 1991 and encodes 623 amino acids. Gene Ontology annotation, biological process: ribosomal large subunit biogenesis. Gene Ontology annotation, cellular component: nucleolus. Gene Ontology annotation, molecular function: GTPase activity; GTP binding; RNA binding.
GCGGGCAGACACGCGCGGAGGUUGCGGCCAUGGCGCUUUACAACUUUAAGAAGAUUAUGGUGGUUCCUUCCGCCAAGGGAGAGAAAUUAAACAGUGAAAAUCUGCCACACAAAGGGUAAAUGACUGGACAUAAGGACUUCAUAGAUCUGACAUUGUCGAAGACCCAGCGAAAGACUCCGACAGUCAUUCAUAAGCAUUAUCAAAUCCACCGCAUUCGACAGUUUUACAUGAGAAAAGUUAAAUACACCCAGCAAAAUUACCAUGACAGACUCACCCAGAUUUUAACAGAUUUCCCAAAAUUAGAUGAUAUCCAUCCUUUUUAUGCAGAUUUGAUGAAUGUUCUCUAUGACAAAGAUCAUUACAAGUUGGCCUUAGGACAGAUUAAUAUUGCCAAGAAUCUGAUUGACAAUGUUUCUAAAGAUUAUGUGCGCCUGAUGAAAUACGGUGAUUCUCUUUAUCGAUGCAAACAGUUGAAACGGGCAGCUUUGGGACGUAUGUGCACAAUUAUCAAAAGGCAGAAGCAAAGUUUAGAAUAUUUGGAACAAGUGCGACAACAUUUGUCCCGUUUGCCAACUAUUGAUCCCAAUACGCGAACUCUUCUGUUGUGUGGCUACCCAAAUGUUGGAAAAUCGAGCUUUAUAAAUAAGGUGACAAGAGCAGAUGUGGAAGUGCAGCCUUAUGCCUUUACCACAAAAUCCCUCUUUGUGGGACACAUGGAUUAUAGGUAUCUGCGUUGGCAGGUGGUAGAUACCCCUGGUAUUUUGGACCAUCCUUUGGAAGAGAGGAAUACCAUUGAGAUGCAGGCUAUAACAGCGCUUGCACACCUUCGUGCUGCUGUGCUCUUUGUAAUGGAUGUGUCUGAGCAGUGCGGGCAUGGUCUGGAGGAUCAGCUAGAACUCUUCAGAAAUAUUAAACCACUAUUUGCUAAUAAGCCUCUUAUAAUUGUAGCGAACAAGUGUGAUGUGAAGAGGAUUUCUGAACUUCCUGAAGAAAAUCAGAAAAUGUUUGAAAAUUUAGAAGCAGAAGGAUUUCCUGUCAUAGAGACAAGUACUCUAACAGAAGAAGGUGUGAUUAAAGUUAAAACAGAGGCCUGUGACAGACUGUUGUCCCAUCGUGUUGAUACCAAAAUGAAAGGAAAUAAAGUGAAUGAAGUGCUGAACCGACUACAUUUAGCUGUACCAGGCAAAAGAGAUAAUAAGGAAAGGCCACCUUUCAUUCCUGAGGGAGCAAUAACACGUAAGAAACGCAUGGAAGUAGAUGUACCUAAAAAGAAGAGGGAGAGAGAUCUUGAAGUGGAAAUGGGAGAUGAUUAUGUUUUGGAUCUUCAGAAAUACUGGGAUCUAAUGAAUUCAUCUGAAAAAUAUGAUAAGAUACCUGAGAUCUGGGAAGGACAUAAUAUAGCUGAUUAUAUUGAUCCAGAUAUCAUGAGGAAACUGGAAGAGUUAGAGAAAGAGGAAGAGCUGAGGCAAGCUGCUGGGGAAUAUGAGAGUGAACUAGAAAGUGAAGAUGAGGAAAUGAUGGAAAUCAGACAACUGGCACAACAGAUUCGAGAAAAAAAGAAACUAAAAAUUCUGGAAUCCAAGGAAAAAGAUACUCAGGGUCCAAAAAUGCCUAGGACAGCUAGAAGGGUCCAACGGAAGACGCUAGAGAAGGAGAUGAGCAGUCUUGGUCUUGACAUGGCUGGUAAAGAUGAAGCACAUUAUGUGGUCCAAGCAAGAAGAUCCAGGAGUGUAACUAGGAAACGUAAACGUGAAGAAUCUGAACCCCCUAAGUCUGCAGCACGCAGUCGCAGUUCCUCUCGCACACCACGUGACAUUUCCGGUCUGCGAGAUGCAAAGAUGGUGAAGAAGGUUAAGACUAUCAUGAAGAAUUCUCAAAAGAAAAUGAAUCGCUUGGGCAAGAAAGGAGAGGCAGAUAGGCAUGUGUUUGACCUUAAACCCAAACAUUUACUGUCUGGCAAAAGGAAAUCUGGUACAACGCAGAGAAGAUAAAACAUUUUUCUGAAUUAAAACUACUUUGCUGUCCUGUUCUCUCUUCCCCCCACCCCCCAAUAAAAACGAGAUCGUAUAAUCUGGAAACAAAAAUAAUUAUUAAAUAAAUGCAAAAAUC